CGGGAAAUUCAGAAAAAUGGAGUGGUGGCUAUCCAGAAGGCUACCUGUAUGAGUUCAGAGAGUAAGAAGGCCAAAUCUCUCCCUUUUCGAGCGACCGGGUUAUGACAUAACUGAAAACCGAUGGAUAGAGAAUCAAGUGUCGUGAAUUGUUCUGCAAUUGAAAUGGUAGCAUCUGCCCGGUUUGCUGUCUUUAUUUUCGCUGGUUUGACAGUACUACUAUGUAUUUGCCUGUUGCUUCUCUUCUUUGGUGGAAUCCUUUUGUUGCAAUUUGUGGUAAGAAGAACCCAGCGCAACAAGGUAUCUAGCUCAACGCAACUUGUGGCUACAGAAUUGUCCACCGCGACGGAUUAUACGUCUGUACCUUGUCAUGAACGCCAGAUUGAAUUGCUCGGUGUUCAUCAACCUUUUGAGGAACCCAAGACGUGUAAGCUUUUUCAAAUUAUCCAUUUUGACAACCACGCCAAAGUCCAUAUAUUCUGA
This is a messenger RNA of Liolophura sinensis, 480 nucleotides long. RefSeq lists its product as uncharacterized. Bases 121 to 480 code for a protein of 119 amino acids. The record is from RefSeq and is a predicted model, not a curated record. Lineage: Eukaryota; Metazoa; Mollusca; Polyplacophora; Chitonida; Chitonidae. The transcript is spliced from 7 exons.